This is a messenger RNA of Mucor velutinosus, 4692 nucleotides long. RefSeq lists its product as uncharacterized. The transcript is spliced from 6 exons. Gene Ontology annotation, cellular component: cytosol. Lineage: Eukaryota; Fungi; Mucoromycota; Mucoromycetes; Mucorales; Mucoraceae. The record is from RefSeq and is a predicted model, not a curated record. Bases 1 to 4692 code for a protein of 1563 amino acids.
AUGAUCAUGGAGGAUGAUACUGAAAAUGCAGGUUCCAUCAAGAAGGCACCGUCCAUUGCAUCUGUAAAUGUGAAUCCUACCCGAUUCUCAGUGUCUUCGGGUGGUACAACACUCAGUCAACAACAGCAACAGCAGCAGAUGCCUCCAAGCAAAUCAUCUACCGAUUUAUACCAACCUACCAUCAGUUUACCCCGCAAAACAAAUCUUAGCAAGUAUGGCAAUACCACUAUGACCAAGGCAUUUCACAGCGUGGAGCCCAUUCCAGUGCCUCGCAUUGUUGCAGAAGAUGCAGCUGCUUUGGAAGAGCUCGCAGGACGUCAAAUGCUACCUUCACUGCCCCGAGAAAUACCCUUCAAGGUCAUUGAUCUGCAAGACAAACAGGACACAAGCCUAUUUGGAUCCAUCGCUGAGCUAUUGCGCUACCGUGCCUCCAACAGUCAGGGCAGGAUCAUACCAGCAUUCACUCAAGUAGACGAUAAAGGCAAAGAAUCUGCAACUUUGACGUGGGAGAAGCUAGCUGCUCGUGCUGAGAAAGUAGCCAUGGUCCUUCGAGAAAAAUCAGCAUUGGAAGUAGGCAGUUGUGUCGCUAUUUUGUACCGCAAAACAGAGGUAAUCGAUUUUAUCGUGGCAAUUCUGGGCUGCUUUAUUGCUGGCCUCGUUGCUGUGCCCAUCAAUGCCAUCGAAGAGUUGUCUGAACUAUGGUUCAUCUUGCGCGUGACAAACAUCCAUCUGGUGCUGACCACAGACAGCAAUCUCAAGACAUUGACAAAGAACAUGAAGUCCAGGAACAUUGAUUUCCCCAAGAACGUAGAUUGGUGGCCCACCAGUGAUUUUGGAUCAUUAUACGCACAUCAGAUCAAAUCAGGCAAGUACAGCACAUUGCGAUCCACACCAUUAGCCUAUAUUGAAUACACGAAAUCCAUCAAUGGCGAAUUGAAGGGUGUAGCAGUAUCGCAUCAGUCCAUCAUGAACAGCUGUCAUGCCUUCACAGCAGCCACGACCGAGACAGUUAUCUUCACCAACAGCGAGGAUAAUACUACAUCUGUACUUCCUAACUGGGAUACACAAGGCGCUGAUACGCUCCUCACCUAUCUCGAACCUCGUCAACAAGUUGGUCUAAACGUUUCUAUAUUGUGUUCCAUCUACAGCGGGAGUCACACGAUCUUUGCGGGUGCAAAUGUCAUGGAGACACCAGCGGUAUGGAUCUAUAUUAUGUCGAAAUACAAAGUGACCAUAGCCUUGGGAGGCUAUCCAGGCAUAUUUUACGCAGCCAAGUACUACCAAAAAAACGCACGAGAGGUCCUUGGCUACAGCAAAAAGACGGUGCCUGAUCUAUCGGCACUGCGAAUUCUGUUUAUCGAUACCAUCGUUGUAAAACCUGACACCAAUGAAUACAUUGCCAACAAGCUGAUAAAGCCAUUGGGCAAGACCAUGUUGCAUGAGCCUAUUGACGUUGUAACACCCCUCCUCUCCUUGCCAGAACAUGCGGGAGCCAUCCUUAGCUUCAGAGACUAUCUUGGCCCUGGAAAACUAGAGGAGUUUGAGCAAUCCUAUAAUGAGCAAGACAACACCACCACCACUAAAAAGAAGGUCAUGUUUGCCUCUGGAAAGUCAAGAGAAGUGUGGGAGUGUAUUUUGGAUGCGGAUGCGCUGCGCAGAAGAAAGGUAGUCGUACUGGCAACCACCACAUCCACAGGUAUCACAGGUGGAGACGAAGGUGGAUGUCUCAAAGUCGGGUCUCAUGGGUUUCCCUUUCCCAAUGCCACCGUCGCUAUUGUGGAUCCAGAAACAUCUCUCUUGUGUCCCUCAGAUACCAUUGGUGAAGUAUGGGUGGAUGCGCCUUCAUUGGCAGAUGGAUUUUGGGGCAUUCCAGCCUUGACAGACGCCAUGUACCAUGCAAGCCCUAUACUGGUGCCUGCAGACACGCUGUAUCCAGAAACAUACGAUCAGCAAUUUGUGCGAACAGGUCUUUUGGGAACCAUGAUUGGCGGCAGACUCGUCGUCUUGGGUGCAUAUGAGGAUCGCGUUCGACAGCAGCGCCUGGGAAAUGAGUUGGGCGUGGAGGAAACACAUAUCAGCACAGAUAUUAUCAGCACCAUUGCAAGGAAAUCGCGUGUGGACUCAUGCAUUAUAUUCGAUAUCUUUGUAAAUGGCCAAUACCUGCCUGUGCUGGCCGUGGAAUCCAAUCUCGUAGGCAAAGAGCUGAGUAGUCUGGUGGAUAAUAUCAGCGAUGUAGUUCAGGCCUACCACGGGCUUCGUGUCUAUGCUACUUUCAGCGUCAACAAAGGCCAGCUGCCACGCUAUGUCAAGGACGGCAAUCAGUACAUUCAUCCGUUGAUCACCAAACGUCGAUUUCUGGCAGGACAGCUCCCUCUCAAGCAUUUGAAGAUGGACGUGGAUCGCACUGUAUUCAGUGAAGCCACCUCACCCUUGACCGCUUCUGUGGAAGGCCAAGCGAUUUCAGUGUGGAGAUCAAACCCACUGUCGUAUGAACGAGCCCUGUCUUUGCGACUGAUCUCGCCUCGACCAAGGCCACAGCAUUCGGGCGUCGAGAUUGUUAACGCCACCAUUGACGAGCGCUCUGGCUAUGAUCUGUCACGGUUCACCAACUUGGUGGACAUCAUGCUGUGGCGCACAUCCCUUUACCCUGAAGAAAACGCUUUUGUCGCCGUGCAUCAGAAUGGCACCAAGCCUUAUUCAUGGAGGAAAUUCAACAACCAGAUUGCUACCAUAGCCAACUACCUUUUGAAAAAGUGCGCAUUAAAGGCAGGUACACGCGUUUUGGUUUUACUGCAUUUUGGAGCUGAUUUUGUGCGUGUUCUCUACGCUUGCUUUGUGCUGGGGCUGAUUCCCGUCCUCUGUCCUCCACCUGAAGCCAUGCAGUCUUCGCCUAAACGCCUGCAAGAAGACGUCAAUAUCAUGGUACGCACACUGCAUGAUUUGAACAUCCAGCACAUCCUUGUCAAUUCGCAGUCUGAAGACAUUGUACGCAACAAAACAGUGCUGCAAGCUGUCAAGAUAGCCACCAUGCACAGUGGAAAAGCAAUUGGCCUCAAAAAGCUACCCGACCACAUUAACAUCGAUAAAGCGCCUCGAUUCAAUAAGAUGCUUGGCCCAGAAAGUGGCUUCUCGGUCAAGUCAGAAUGGACAUCGGAUAAGAAGAGACCUGCGUUUGUCCUGAUCAACCAGCUGGAAACAAACGACAAUGCAUGCGGUGCUCAUCAGUAUGUUCCUUACAGCCAUGACAGCAUUGUCGCUCAAUGUCGCUCUCAGAAAUUGACCUGUCAGAUCAAGUUUCAAAAGCCAUUGGUGGUAACCGGCCUCAGCGCCUUUGAAGGGCUGGGCGUCCUGCACGCUGUGUUCUGUGGUGUCUACGUGGGAUGCACCACCAUCUUAAUGCCUACCGUCGAGUUUAAAAACUCAACGGCCUCUUACUUUGAGCUGAUUGCUAGAAACAAAUGUCCUACCAUCUGCGCAAACUACAUGCUGUUUGACUUUGCCAUGAACUGGAUUCCUCCUUCUGAGCAACGGCAGAUUCCUCUACAAAACACGCAGAACAUCAUGGUAACAGUGUCCAGCAGAACCAAGCCUAAGUUUUACGAGAAAAUAGCUCGCUAUCUCUCUCUGAGCCGGGUGGAACGCGAGGCCAUCAACACAGUUUACAGCCAUCCAUACAAUCCCAUGAUCACUACGCGCUCCUUCAUGCUCUUGGAGCCCAUCUCAUUAAUUGCUGAUUUUGAGUGGUUGAGACAGGGCAUCAUUCGACCAUUGGCCCCUGGAGACGACAGUUCAUAUGGCGUGCUGCUGCAAGAUUCAGGCAUUGUGCCCACCAACACGAUGAUUGCUAUUGUCAAUCCCGAGACAUUGAGCCUCUGUCCAAGCCAUGUCAUGGGCGAGAUUUGGGUGUCAUCUGACAGCAAUGUCAAGGGCAUUUACAAAUCGUCGAAUGACUAUACAAAUACAUUCGAAGCGACUAUCCAAGGAUCAGACUCUCGCAUCAAAUACAUGCGCACAGGCGACAUUGGAUUCCUCUGGAACGUGCAACGAAAGGCAAUGGGCAUGCAAGCGCCUGUGGAGGAAGGACAAUGUCUUUAUGUGCUGGGCCAUAUCGAUGAAAUCAUCACUUCCAAAGGAUUGCUUCAUUUUGCUAUUGAUAUAGAAGAGACGGUCGAAAAUUGUCAUCCAGACAUGCUGGGCGAAGGAUGCUAUGUUAUUCAAAUUGAUGGCAAUGAGAUUAUCGUGAUCAUCGCUAUCAAGUCAUCCAUUACAUCUUAUCUGGGAGCGAUCCCCGUGAUUGUGAGCUCCGUGCUUGAGCGACACUCGCUGUUAGUGGACACCAUUGUCAUGGUCAACAAGGACCAACUGCCCAAAAAGUACAACGGAGAGAAGCUGAGAAAGAAGGUGCUGUCCAUGUACAAGAGAAAGGAGAUAUCUGCUAUCCAUGUCAGUCGCAUCAAAAACCAGCACCAGCCGAUAGCGUUACCCAAAUGGAGCAACUUUACCAAUGGCUCUUCAGCUAGUCUGCUCCGUGUAGAUAAUAGCGAUAAUCAAUCUGUCAUCUCAUUCAGUCAGAGAUCACAACUGAAUUUUGAUACCAACAACAGCAACGGUGCUGAAACAGCAAGCAUGCACAGAAAUCCUACUUCUGAUGCUGCUCCUGGAGCUGCUUCAACCAAGUCAUACCAAUCUUAG